Molecule: messenger RNA, 7255 nt
Organism: Anguilla anguilla (European eel)
Lineage: Eukaryota; Metazoa; Chordata; Actinopteri; Anguilliformes; Anguillidae
Product: SLIT and NTRK-like protein 2
Exons: 1
Coding region: 613-3168 (851 amino acids)
Biological process (GO): positive regulation of synapse assembly; axonogenesis; regulation of presynapse assembly
Cellular component (GO): membrane; glutamatergic synapse
Molecular function (GO): protein binding
Source: RefSeq, a predicted model, not a curated record
GGCGCAGCCUCAAAAUCCAAACUAAGCGCAAACAGCUCGCUCUUCUGAGGUGAGUGCACAAGCGUGGAGAUCAUCGCAGCUUGCGUCAAGUCUUUUCCAUUAUUACUUCUAAUUCUUUUUCAUCCCGUACUGCAAGUCUGUGCUUCAAGUCAAGGAAAGCUGAGGAUUUCGGAACAGUCAGUUUCGAUUUGAUAAAGGAUGAGAAACACUGGGAUCAGGAGGAGACAUUUAGUUCCGUUUUGUCUCUCAGUGAGUAUCUUGCAGUUACUUGUGUUGUCUUGGGAAAUACUUAAAACUUCUGCAUGAAUGAUCAUCGUGGGGACUGCAGCCUUUUGUAAAGGCAUCCCCUGAAAAAUGAAACUAUUCCCUGUCGAGUACACCCCAGAAUGUAUCUGAUUGCACUCUUCGUUUCAUUUGCGUUUUGGAUUUAAAACACGUCUGGUGGAAAAGCGUGUGUGCAUAUUGAGCUGUGCUCAAUUUUGUCUACCGGUUGUAUCCUGGGUUUGCAUGUUUUUUGUUUGCAUUUUUGUUUUUUAAUCUUUUUUUUUGUUAAAUUUACCAUUUUGAUUUAACGACGUUGAUGCUGGAGUUUUCAGCAACACUGUUAUAAAAAUGCUGAACAGCGUUUUGUUGCUAAGCGUUUUAACAGUGACAGUUUUAUCCUCGAAGACUGAAAGCCGAAAAACUUCGAAAGACAUUUGUAAGAGUCGUUGCUUUUGCGAGGAAAGGGAGAACAUUUUGAACAUCAACUGCGAAAACAAAGGAUUUACCGCAGUCAGUCAAUAUCAACCACCCCAAAAUAAAAUAUGCCAACUCUUUCUUAAUGGGAACUUUCUGUCUCGACUCAACCCCAACGAGUUUGUGAAUUACGGCAAUGUUACAAGCCUUCAUUUGGGGAACAAUGGUUUACAAGAGAUUAAAACGGGGGCUUUCACUGGACUUAAAAUUUUAAAGCGACUUCAUCUCAACAACAAUAUCUUGGAAAGUAUUAAAGAAGACACUUUCGCCGGUUUAGAAAGUUUGGAGUAUUUACAAGCAGAUUACAACUACAUCAGCUCAAUUGAGGCAGGUUCGUUCAACAAAUUGAAUAAAUUAAAAGUACUAAUACUUAACGACAACCUGCUGCCUUCGCUUCCGAACAAUGUGUUCCGCUUUGUUAUGCUAACGCAUCUGGAUUUGAGAGGGAACAGGCUGAAAACAUUGCCGUUUGCUGGUGUAUUGGAACACAUAGGAGGUAUUAUGGAAAUCCAACUGGAGGAGAACCCCUGGAAUUGUACAUGCGAUCUGAUCCCUUUGAAAGCCUGGCUGGACACAAUUUCCGUUUUUGUGGGUGAUAUAGUGUGUGAAACUCCUUUCAGAUUGCAUGGGAAAGACGUUACACAACUGAUUAGACAAGACAUUUGCCCGAGAAGAAAUGCUGGCGAUUCAAGUCACCGCGUAAUGCAGCCUCCCUCAGAUUCUCGGUACGGUCCCUUUCCAACGUUACACACAGGCAUCACCCCAACAAGAACACCGAAAGCGUCCCGUGCUCCUAAAAUGAGAAAUCGGCCCACACCUAGGGUGACGGCAUCCAGUAAAGAUAAACACAUAUUUGGACCCAUCAUGGUUUAUCAGACGAGAUCUCCCAUAACAAUUACAUGUCCAAAUAUAUGCAUCUGCACUCUACAGAAUCCGGAUAGUGGGCUGAACGUAAAUUGUCAAGAAAGGAAACUGCAUAAUAUAUCAGAUCUUCAUCCUAAACCAUCUUAUCCAAAGAAACUGCACCUCACUGGUAAUUAUUUACAAGUAAUAUAUAGACCUGACCUUACAGAAUAUAGUUCUUUGGAGCUCCUCCAUCUAGGAAACAACAGAAUAGCAGUUAUUCAGGAUGGGGCAUUUGAAAAUUUGACUAGUUUACGCAGACUUUACCUUAACGGUAAUUACAUCGAAAGACUUUCCCCCUCGUUGUUCACAGGGCUGCAGAGCCUUCAGUAUUUAUACUUGGAGUAUAAUAUUAUCAAAGACAUUCUGCCGCAAACUUUCAACUCAUUACACAAUUUGCAGUUACUGUUCCUUAACAACAAUUUGUUAAGAUCUUUGCCUGAUAACGUUUUUGGCGGCACAAUGCUUACCAGGCUUAACCUUAGAAACAAUCAUUUCUCUCAUUUACCCGUACGAGGUGUGUUGGACCAGCUCUCUGCAUUUAUUCAGAUUGAUCUCCAAGAAAACCCGUGGGAUUGUACCUGUGACAUUGUCGCACUGAAGAAUUGGAUGGAACUGUCCAGCACCAGCGUUGUAGUUAACGAAAUCACAUGUGACUCUCCCUCUAAACAAGCAGGGCGCCUUCUGAGGUCUCUACGAAACGAUGCGAUUUGCCCAGAAACAGGCGUAGUCACGGAAACCGCAGAUCCCUCUGUGAGUACGAGCACUGAUACAGCUCCCUCUACAGCUAGUGCAGCAUUGGACACUGUGUCAGAAAUGCACCCAGAAGUACCCUUGUCUGUUUUAAUUUUGGGUCUACUGGUUGUGUUCAUCCUGUCCGUCUGCUUCGGUGCAGGUUUAUUUGUAUUUGUGCUUAAACGUCGCAAAGGGGGUGACAACAUCCCUUCAGGUACCAAUAAUUUGGACUUGAAUGCGUUUCAGGUUCAGUAUGGCUCCUAUAACACAGAGCCAAGCACAGACAAACCGGAGAAUAAUGUAUAUAACUACAUACCACCGUCUGUAAAUCAGAUGUGCCAAAACCCUAUUUAUAUGCAAAAGGAAGAUGAUCAAGUAGCGUUCUACAGAAACCUAAAAGAAUUGAACUUUAGUUCCAUGGAUCCUAAAAAAGAUGAGCGGUCAAGAAGUCCUGCAUAUACUAUAAGCACAGUGGGGUUCGGUGAGAAACAGUCGUGUGGAAACCAAGAGUCGGAGCUGCUUUAUCAAAACGUUGCCGAACGAGUUAACGCGCUUCCAGCUGCGGGGAUACUAAACUAUAAUUUUUGCACCUUGCCCAAAAGACCUCCUGCGCCCCCAUACGAUUCGAGGCGCAACAACCAAGACAGGUUAAAUAAAGCGGUCUUGUAUGGGACCCCGAGGAAGUAUGCUGAACAGUGUCAAAACGAAUACCCUAUGCUUCCAGGGAAACUAAAGACAGUACCAGACUAUCUUGAAGUCCUGGAAAAACAUACUGCCAUUAGCCAAUUGUAAACAAAUUAGUAGACAUAGACUACAUCUAGGCAUAUAGCUAACCUGCAAAUAACGAGGACAACAUCUCGUAAACGAGAUUCAGACUUUAUUUUACUUGCAAGCUGUGUAAAUGAGAAAAUGAAAAAUAUGUAAAAAGUGAUGUUACGUUUUAUGUUUUACAGGUUACCUACUUGAAACGUAGGUUAUUUUUAAACAGGAAUAUGUAUAGUAGAGGUUUAUGCUUGUGAGAUGUCUUCGGUUAGAAUGAUUUUCAUUUUCAGAACUUCAACACAACUGAAUAAUUUUAAAUGUCAUUCCUGUACAUAGGGUCUGAUGCUGAUACGCAACGCAGUUGUUUAGUGUUCCAUUUUUUUUCCAGAAGUGCCUUUGCACUUAAAUGUAGGUCUAUUUUACCGUUGCUUUCUAUUCUAAAAUACAUUUGAAAAUAUUUGUUGUAUUUUAAGAAUCUUGAUGUAAAAUAGCAUUCAAUUAUAUAUCCAUUAUAUUACAUUAUAUUUAAAGGGUACACCUUAUUUAUAUGUAUUGAGUAAUAUUUGUAAAUAAAGGUGCCUUUUGAAUUGUUAAAUGUGCACACUUUUAACAGUGUAUGGUGUAAAUAUGACAGAAGUUCUAUUUUAACAAAACGUGUUUGUUUAUCUUCGAUUAGCGUUUCAAUAAGUACUUUCAGAAAUGCUUGCAUGUCAGUGAAUGCUCUGUUUGGCUGCCUUUUCAUUUAAAUAUACCAUAAGACCUCAGUGAGCUAUGCGAAACCCUGGCUGUGGCAGAGUUGUAACAGAGUGCGCAAUCCAGUGUACAGACGACAGUUCGUUAAUAGAAAAAAAUGAGCACAAUGUUACAAUGACAAUUAUUAUUUCAAUUGUUUCCUAAUUACAGCGGCACACAAUUUGUACCAUGUAGCCUAGUUCAUUUUGAAUAGCUCACACAUUACCAAAGACAUUGUUAGUUAUGAUGCUAUGUCGUCAAAGGAGCGUUUAUUAUGAUUUAGCGUUCUUCUGCUUGAGCUGGAUCCGUUUUUUUUUUACCUGUCAGUUUAGAAACUGAAGUAGAGUAGUAUAUCCCGUCACUCUGGACACCAUAUGAUUCCUUUAAUGGUAGCCUGUGCCUACGUCAAUUCCUUUAAUAAUGUCAAUGUUCCUGCUUAUGUCGGUGCCCUUUUUUAAAACACGGAUUGAGUCCUCAGUACCACAAAAUGCUUGUCACCUAAACAAAUAUGCUAUUACAAUACUGAUUACAAUUAACAUUAGAUGAAGACACUUGGAGUUCAAACAUGCAUCUGUUUAAUUUAAACAUGCACUCAUAACUGUAAACUGUAGGCAUACCAUUUGGAAAUAGAUACUCCAGUAGUUGAAGUUGAGUGACCAGUAGCUAUCUCAACCAUUGUUAGUUUGCACUUAAAGUGUAUUUUCCCCCUUCUCUCAGUGUUGUUCCCCCCCCCUUUGCUAUUGAGAAUAAGAAAGUUGUACAUGUCCUGCAUGAUAAUGUGUCUGGGAAUCAUGGAACAAUGUUUUCUUCUCCCACACUGAGACUGAAAGGGUGCAUAUGUGGCUUUCUGAUGAACAUGAUCAUAAAUCAGUGAAAGUCAACUGUGCUCAAAAUUGUACCCCAACUUGCAAUUUGUUGUAUAAUCUGCUUUAUUGGACUGUCAAAUAUCAAAUAUUUGCAGAAAGGGCAGACCUUUACAGUGACAGACAUAUUGUGAGGUGCUAUGAGAUUUACCCAAUCUGACCUGUAUUGCUUCUGUCCCAUUUUUGUCUAUGGUGUGAUUGUAUAAUUUAUACAAGAAAAGAGGUUGGUGCAAGAUAUGCUGUGAUAAGAGAUAUAGAGACAAGUGGGUGGAUUGAGAGCAGGGUUUUCUUCACUUGCAGACGAGGAAGGCUGAAGAGACUGUGACUCACUGUCAGAUGUCUGCGACUGGGUGAUGAUCCUGGAGCGACUCUGGACUCCUUUAAAAUCCCCUCAGCCAUUUCAUGUUUACUGAAAGGAGUUUUAAUUUGCUGAGGUUUUAGAUGAAACCCUAAGAGAGCUGACACGAGAGGCAUAAUCACACUGACAUUUUUGGAGAUGUUAAGCCUGCAGAAGAUGCGUGAGCAAUCAAUGUUCAUUCAUUUCAUCACUGCAGCAUUGUUCAGAAGUGCAACAAAUUCACUUCCAUAUAGCUAAAAUGGAAUCACGCACAUUAUAGAGGAUACAUUUUGAAAAAGGGAAUUUAACACUGCUCCCAAUUUGCCCUUUUGGAUAGAAAAUCAUUUAAUUUACAGGCUAUAAACAGGGAACCUACUAUAUCUGCCCUGUUUUAGCACUACAAAUAAUAAACAAUUACAAAACUUUUUUUUCAGUUAGGUUAUUUGAAGCUUCUUUUUUUAUACUUUUUAAGGUUAAUUUAACAAUCAGAUACCGUUUAAAGCAAUCAAUAUUAUAUAGAAAGGGUUUGUGCUCUCAUUUCAGUCCUUUGGAUUAAAACAGAGGUGUGCAUAUUUGGAACUGAAUUAAAAUGUAUAUCACUUUUUGGAUUUUCUUCCACAAGUUAACCACUUGUCAUUAGCCUACACAUAAAUAGAGGCUCUUAUUGGUAGUUCUCUCUCUAAUUAUCUUGGACACCUGUGGUGGCACUUUAGAGUUUACUAUAUAAAACUGCAAUCUGCACAUAAUGCCAAAAUAUUUCAAUCGCUUAGUCUCACCUUGACUAAAAACCAUAUCUUUUGAGAAUGUAGUUAGUCUGACCUCCAUAAAAUGUUAUCCUCCAUAGAGAUUAUAAUUUUUUAAAAUGUAAUUAUGUAACACAAUUAAUUAAUACAUUGGCCUUCUGUAGUGAGCACUUUAUCCAGGAAUAUGCCCACAUAUUUGCGUGACAAACUCUAUGACAAACUGACCAUCUAUAUCUUUGAGUAAAUAAAUACAUAAAUGCAUAAAUAAAAUGAGGGGAGAGCAUCAGUAUUUUACAAUCUAUCAGCUAGUGCUGUAACUAACUAAAUUUACAGUGCCAUGAAAAAGUAUUUGUCCCUGCCUGAUUUCCACUAUUAUUGCAUAUUUUUCACACUGAAUAGUUUUGGAUAUUUAGACAAAAUGUAAUAUUAGACAAAGGGAACUAAAGUAAACCCAAAACAGAUUUUAAAAAUUAUUUCAUUUUUUAAGUGAAAGUUAUCAAACACUCAUAUCACUCAUGUGAAAAAGUGAUUGCCUCAUUAAACUUAACUUUGGCUGCACCAACUUUAGCAGCAAUAGCUGCAACCAAACGCUUCCUAUAAUUUGAUAUCAGUCUUUAACCUUGCUGUGGAGGAAUUUUAGCCCACUCACCUCUGCAGAACCGCUUUAAUUCAGGUUUUCGAGCAUUGGCUGCUCGUUUCAGGUCCGACCACUGCAUAUCCAUUGGGUUCAAGUCAGGACUUGACUUGGCCACUCCAAAACUUUAAUUUAGUUUCUUUUCAGUAAUUCAGUUGUGGACUUGCUUUUUAGUUUUGAAUCGUUGUCUUGUUACAUAACUCAAUUAUGCUUCAGCUCAUGAACAGAUGACUGGACAUUCUCUUUUUUUUUUUGAUUUUCUGGUACAGGGCAAAAUUCAUGGCAACAAUGGCAAGUUACCCAGGUCCGGGUAGCAUCCCCACACCAUCGCACUAGCACCACCAUGUUUGACUGUUGAUAUGACGUUCUAACUGUGACAGGCUGUAUUUGUUUUACGCUAGACAUAAUGGGACCCAUGUCAUCCAAAGUGUUCAACUUUUGACUCAUCAGUCUAUAGACCAUUAUUUCAAAAGACCUGGGGAUCAUCCAGGUGCAAAUGUGAGAUGAGCAUUGAUGUUUCUCUUGGCUAGCUAUGUUUUCUGCCUUGCUACUCUUCCACAAAUCCCAUUUUUCCCAGUCUCUUUCUUAUUGUGGUGUCAUGAACACUGAUCCUAGCUGCAGUUCUUUGGAUGUUCAUGGAUGACUUGCAGCACCCUUGGAGAAAUUUGGGCACUGCUGAGGAGAUUCUCCACUUUUCCUAGUGUUCUCCAUUUGGAGAUAAUGGCUCUCAUUGUGGUUCGAAGCUAAUAAUCAAUUAAAUUUUGAUAAUUAACUACUGGGGCAAUUACUUUUUCACAUGGGUGUUUAA